Molecule: messenger RNA, 2660 nt
Organism: Electrophorus electricus (electric eel)
Lineage: Eukaryota; Metazoa; Chordata; Actinopteri; Gymnotiformes; Gymnotidae
Gene: mad1l1
Product: mitotic arrest deficient 1 like 1
Biological process (GO): attachment of mitotic spindle microtubules to kinetochore; mitotic spindle assembly checkpoint signaling
Cellular component (GO): kinetochore; mitotic spindle; nuclear envelope
Source: RefSeq, a predicted model, not a curated record
ACAAAUACAACCUGCGAAGAAGAAAAAGUCGGCGCUUCGGCACGCAAAGUUGGACUCACAAAGGCUUUCAGAAGUUGCCAAAAUGGGUGAUCUGGACGAUGAUACCACUAUCUUUUCAACACUGAAAUCUUUCAAGAGCUUAAUCUCCCGUCCAGACCGCUCUUUGCUUGAGCCUGAGCCUGCUUAUGGCAGAAGUGACCUUCAGAAGCUGUACACCCAAAGAGUGGAGAUGGAAGAGGCAGCAGAACGAAUCCGCUCCCACACCAGUCUCCUACAGCUCACGCAGGAGAAGCAGCAGAUGGAGCUCAGUCACAAAAGAGCACGCAUAGAGCUGGAGAAAGAGGCUCACAUCAGCUCCAGGGACUUGCAGAGGCAAGUUGACAGGAACCAGGACUUGCUGUCAAAGAUCAGGCGUCUAGAGGAAAACGAGGAGAAAGCAGCCCAUACUCUUAAUGAACAGAUGGAAAACAACAAGGCCCUAAAGCAGAAUCUUGAGGAAUUCCACAAGCAAGCCACUGACAAGGACAACAAGCUUGAAGAGGCCAACCAGAUGAUCAGUGAACUGAAGGGUGAAUUGCGAACACUAAACCAGCAGCUACAGAUUCAGGAAUCCAAAUUCUCCACACAGAACUUGGAGAACCAGGCCUUUCAAGAACAGCUAGAGAUGCAGCGCAAGAAGUACCAGGAGGUCAGUCAAAAGUACCAGAAUUUACAAUCAUCUCAAAUGUCCAACGCAGACAGCGACCUAAAGAUAAAGGAACUGAAGAGACGUCUGGCUCUCCAGGAGCAGGACUCUAUCAUUGUAAAGAAUAUGAAGAGUGAGGUGGCAAGGAUGCCGGAGCUAGAGCGAGAGCUCAAACGUCUUCAGGAGGAGAACUCGUAUCUCAAGGAGACGCAGGAGAACAACAGUCUGCUGAAAGAGGAGACGGAGGGGUUAAGGAGAAAGCUGGGGAGAAUGGAGAAGGUGCUAGAAGAGAAGCUGAAACUGGAGCUGGAGAAAGAGAAAUUACAGCAGGAACUGCAAUCUUGGGAGAAUAUUGGUCAGACCCCAGGUCUAAACAUAAGGAAGCCAGAGGACUUGUCAAGGGAAGUGAUACAAAUUCAACAGAGAGAGCUGAAUCUUAAACAACAGAACUACACACUCACCAGCAAUAUCCGCUCUGUGGAGAGGAUUCGUGCUCAGCUACAGGCGGAGGUGUCCGAACUACGCUCCAAGACGGUGGAGGAACAGAAGAAACGAGAGAACCAGGACGCUCUGGUCCGUCGCCUACAGAAGAGAGUGCUCCUCCUUACAAAGGAGCGCGAUGGCAUGAGGGCUAUACUGGAGUCCUACGACAAUGAGCUCGCUCCCAGUGAGUACUCCCCUCAGCUUAGCCGAAGAGUUAAAGAGGCUGAGGAGAUGCUUCAGAAGGUCCAGGCUCACAAUGCUGAAAUGGAGGCUCAGCUUUCUAAAGCCCAGGAGGAUUUUGGCACCUUCAAACUGCAAGCUCAAGCGGCUGAAUUGGAACUUGAAGCUCUAAAAGAACAACAGUCUUUGGAAAGUAAGCACAAAGCAACGGAGGAGGAGAUUAACUCCCUAAGGCAGAAGAUAGAGGAGCUGGAAUCAGAACGCCAAAGACUGGAGGAACAGAACAAUAUUUUGGAGAUGAGACUGGAAAGGCACAACCUUCAGGGCGACUAUGACCCAGUCAAAACGAAAGUAGUCCACUUCCGGUUGAACCCCACCUGUGUUGCCAAGCAACAGCGUGCUGAGGAGUUGGAGCAUCUGAAAGUGGAAUGUGAACGUCUGAGGGAGCGUCUUCGGAAGAUGGAGUCAGGAGGCACUGUGACAUCUGAUGACAUCACUCUCAUUAUACCGCCUUCACAGGAAAUAUUAGAUUUGCGUAAGCAGAUGGAGAGUGCUGAGCUGAAGAACCAGCGCUUGAAAGAGGUCUUCCAGAAGAAGAUCCAGGAGUUCCGCACAGUCUGCUACGUACUGACCGGCUACCAGAUUGAUAUUACUGUUGAAAAUCAGUAUCGCCUCACAUCAGUUUACGCUGAGCGUAUGGAGGACUCGUUGCUUUUCAAGUCCAGUGGACCAGUCGGCAGUGGAAACAUGCAACUGCUAGAGACCGACUUCUCCCGCACACUGACAGAGUUGGUGGACCUGCACCUCUUCCACCAGAAGAGUAUUCCAGUUUUCCUCAGCGCUGUCACUCUUGAUCUGUUCAGCCGGCAAACUGUCGCCUGACCCUCCCGUAACCCUGUUGUCACGACUUUGGACAGAUGGCCCAAUGAAGACUCAUACACACCAUAGAGGCCAUACACAUGCACUAUCAGUAGGAGACUUUUUGGCUUUUAAACAAAAACGCACUCAUCAAAUAUGAUAAAUGUAUAUAUGCCAUAAGUCAUGGCAUUUGGGGGGGGGGGGGCUCACGUUAAUUUUUUUUUACAUGUUACAUUUUUGUGGGUUUGUUUUUUGUUGGUUUUUUUCUUCACUGAUUAAAAUUGUUUUUAAAUGUAUCCAGCUUUGUAAUUAAGAACAUCCUUUUAUCUACCACAACAAUAAUACCAGAAGAAAUUGUGCACCAGACAACUACCUAUAAAAGGCACCUAAAACAAAAUAAAACUCAAAACUGCAAACUUUUGAACUGAAGCCAUCAAACUGAAAAAUAAAGAAA